Messenger RNA from Nicotiana tabacum (common tobacco), 1706 nucleotides. NCBI's taxonomy places the organism in Eukaryota, Viridiplantae, Streptophyta, Magnoliopsida, Solanales, Solanaceae. The record is from RefSeq and is a predicted model, not a curated record.
CAGCUGAUUGCUUAUGCAAAGGCAAACAAUAAGGUGGUUAUUGGUCCAGCUACUGUUGGAGGGAUCCAAGCUGGUGCUUUCAAGAUUGGUGAUACUGCUGGAACAAUUGAUAACAUUAUUCAGUGCAAACUUUACAGACCUGGAUCUGUAGGCUUUGUCUCAAAAUCUGGUGGUAUGUCUAAUGAAUUAUACAAUACAAUUGCUCGUGUGACUGAUGGAAUUUAUGAAGGAAUUGCAAUCGGGGGAGAUGUUUUCCCUGGCUCUACCCUUUCUGAUAAUGUUUUGCGCUUCAACAAUAUUCCACAGGUUAAAAUGGUGGUUGUUCUCGGGGAACUUGGUGGACGAGAUGAGUAUUCCUUAGUUGAAGCCUUGAAGCAGGGAAAAAUUAACAAGCCUGUUGUUGCCUGGGUUAGUGGAACUUGUGCUACGCUCUUCAAGUCAGAAGUACAAUUUGGUCAUGCGGGAGCAAAGAGUGGUGGUGAAAUGGAGUCCGCACAAGCAAAGAAUCAAGCACUCAGAGAUGCCGGAGCUGUGGUUCCAACCUCAUAUGAAGCUUUUGAAGGAGCAAUCAAAGAUACAUUUGAAAAGCUAGUUGAGGCAGGAAAAACAACUCCUGUAAAGGAAGUUUCUCCUCCUCAAAUACCUGAAGAUCUUAGCACGGCAAUUAAGAGUGGGAAAGUUCGGGCCCCAACUCAUAUUAUUUCCACAAUAUCUGACGAUAGAGGUGAAGAGCCAUGCUAUGCUGGUGUACCCAUGUCAUCCAUUGUGGAGCAGGGACUUGGUGUUGGUGAUGUGAUUUCCCUCUUGUGGUUCAAACGGAGCCUACCGCGUUAUUGUACACGUUUUAUUGAGAUUUGCGUGAUGUUGUGUGCUGACCAUGGUCCCUGUGUCUCUGGUGCCCACAACUCCAUAGUAACUGCCAGGGCUGGGAAAGAUCUGGUUUCAUGCCUUGUUUCCGGAUUGCUGACUAUUGGUCCGCGAUUUGGUGGUGCUAUUGAUGAUGCUGCUCGGUACUUCAAGGAUGCUUAUGACAAGGGUCUUACACCAUAUGAGUUCGUGGAAAGUAUGAAGAAGAAGGGCAUUCGUGUGCCAGGAAUUGGCCACAGGAUUAAGAGAGGUGACAACAGAGAUAAGAGAGUGGAACUACUGCAGCUUUAUGCUAGGGAAAAUUUCCCUUCUGUUAAGUACAUGGAAUACGCUGUUGAGGUUGAAACUUACACACUGUCAAAGGCAAACAACCUAGUCCUCAAUGUCGAUGGUGCCAUUGGAUCCCUCUUUUUGGAUCUCCUUGCCGGCAGUGGAAUGUUCACCAAGCCAGAAAUUGAUGAAAUUGUGGAGAUUGGUUACCUCAAUGGACUUUUCGUGCUGGCUCGUUCAAUUGGGCUUAUAGGGCACACAUUUGACCAGAAGAGAUUGAAGCAGCCUCUGUACCGUCACCCAUGGGAAGAUGUCCUCUACACCAAGUGAAGAGUCUCUCGAUAACAACAGACAGAAAGUUGCCUGCUCCCAAUCUAUAUUUUUCACUCAAACUAUUUGGUUAGCCAUUUGUUGUGUGAGUGAUUCAACAAGCAUUGCUAAUUUGCUAGUACUCCUGAGAGCUCUGGUGAGCAUUUCAUUUUUUAAGUUCUUAGGGAGAUGCCAAAAGACAACUCUCAGUUAUCACUCGUGAUCAAUUCUUAGUUCCACACAAGUGUUUUCUUUUUUCC